GCGUAGUAAAGCACGAGGCUGUCUGGGCGGGCGUGGUUCGACUUUCGAAGCGACUUGGCCGGCCUCCUUUACUCUCUCGCUGGGAUUCUUUGCCUUCCUCAGGCUCUCUUAUCAUGGAUCUUUCUACCUCAGAGGCGUAGCGGCCAGUGAACAGUGAUCUCGAUCCAGGAUGUUAUGGCGGAAAAGACUAAAAUGAUGCCCUGAAGCUGCAGUGAAAGUUAGCGGCUAGGUAGCCUGUAGCCGGCGAGCUCAUGCUAAUGAAGUGUUUUGGUUUCAGUUCAGAAUAAUUGUUUCCUACCUCAUUUUUAUGAACUGAAAUCAUCUUUUUUUGUGUGUGUGCUGCUAUGGAACACUAGACGCUGACAUGAAGAGGGUGAUCAGUUUCCACAGAUUUAUGAACAGACGGCCCUCCGCUAACUGUCGCUACCAGCCCACCUGCUACGAGCACGCCGCUAACUGCUACACGCAUGCAUUCUUGAUCGCGCCCGCCCUGUUGGGGAUGGCCCUGCUGCACCGGCUGUCAGCCACCAACUGGCAGUGCGUGACGGCGUGGGUGUACGGCCUGGGCCUCAGCGCCCUGUUCCUCAUCUCCACCGUCUUCCAUGUUGUCACAUGGAAGAAGAGUCACAUGAGGGAGGUGGAGCACUGCUUCCACAUGUGCGACCGAGUUGUCAUCUACGUCUUCAUUGCUGCCUCCUACACGCCGUGGUUGAACCUCCGCGAGCUGGGCCCCGUGGCGUGUCACAUGCGUUGGUUUGUGUGGCUGAUGGCAGCCGGCGGAACGUUCUACGUGUUCAACUACCACGAAAAGUCAGAUGAAGCGCACUCUCCUCAAAACAACUUUGAUCAUUCGUCAUCAAUGACUUGUGAACAUUGCCUAUUGUGUUGUAGGUACAAAGUGGUGGAGCUGACCUUCUACCUGACUAUGGGCUUCCUCCCGGCGUCCGUCGUCACCUCCAUGAACACGACGGAGGGUUUCCCGGAGCUGGCGUGUGGCGGCGCCCUCUACUGCGUGGGUGUGUUUUUCUUCAAGAGCGACGGCGUCAUUCCGUUCGCCCACGCCAUCUGGCACAUCUUCGUGGCGAUGGCGGCCGGCGUGCACUACUACGCCAUCUGGAAGUACCUCUACACUCCGCUCGCCGGCGACGACCGCGACGCACUGGUUCAAUACUGAGCCGACGGCCCCUGCGACUGCCUCAAACGAGAAAAAAUGUUUACCGCUUUCUUACACGAUUGUUAUUAACGCCGACUUUUCUAUACACUCUGUCAUUCCGUGGCAAGGUGACCAAUCAUGCUGAGGAAAAACACCUACGUGGGACUUCACUAAGUUAGCGCACCUGAUAGCGGGUUGCGCUAACCUCUGGGCAAAGAAAAGAUCAUUCCGAGCUGUUUCUUUGUCUGGAUAUUUCAAAAUGGCCGUUCCACACCCUGGCAACCAAUCACCUGCUGUGAAAAACAAUGAACAAUUCCCACAUGGGAGCUUGGUUGGUUAUCACAUUGGGUUUAAAAAAAUAAAAAGCCUGUUAGUCAUUUCUUUGUCUGGAGAUUUCAAAAUGGCCACCAAUCAAACAUGAUCAAGAAAGGUUUGUUAGCACAGCACAGUUUGGGGAAAAAAAAAAUCAAUAUCUGAGCUGAUUGUUUUUCUAGAUAUCUCUAAAUGGCAGGUGACCAGUCAUACGUCCUUCCCCUGUGGCAGUUUGGCUUGUCGCUGGGCAGCAAAAAGAAGGCUGAACUCGUGAGGCUUUUGUUCGUCUGGAUGUUUCAAAAUGGCCAUUCUGCAUCACAGUGACCAAUCACUUGCUGGGAAAUGUUGCCUAGCACAUCACUUGGCAGGGUGUGCCAACCUUCUGAGCUGUGUUUAAAAAAAAAAAAAUAAAAAUUCCAAUGGCCAUUCCACUGCCCACAGAAAAAUGGACUUCCUGAGAGGACUUUGGGUUGAGGGGGGGGAGACUUUUUCUUGGGGGUGUGAGUUAAAUUUGAAGCGUUGGCGCCUCCUGUUGGUGUUUUCUGGCUUUUGGAAGAAUGAUAUCAGUGUUGAAUAUUUAAUUUAUUCCACAUCCUGCUCAUACACUGAAUUCUCCAUGUACUAGUGCACUCUUUAUGCUCACUGGUAAUGGAGUUUUGUGCACUGGUAGAACGUCAUGGUAUGUAAUUCUUACUGAUGAACUACUUUGCUACAAAAAGUUAAAAAGCCCUACGGGUCACACGCUAGCGCCUUCCUUAUCGAGGAUCUGGACUAGAUACUCAAACAGCUCAUUAAU
Molecule: messenger RNA, 2261 nt
Organism: Syngnathoides biaculeatus (alligator pipefish)
Lineage: Eukaryota; Metazoa; Chordata; Actinopteri; Syngnathiformes; Syngnathidae
Gene: mmd
Product: monocyte to macrophage differentiation-associated
Exons: 6
Coding region: 365-1174 (269 amino acids)
Cellular component (GO): membrane
Molecular function (GO): pore-forming activity
Source: RefSeq, a predicted model, not a curated record